This is a messenger RNA of Impatiens glandulifera, 1161 nucleotides long. RefSeq names its product paired amphipathic helix protein Sin3-like 4. Gene Ontology annotation, molecular function: transcription corepressor activity. Gene Ontology annotation, cellular component: chromatin; histone deacetylase complex. The record is from RefSeq and is a predicted model, not a curated record. NCBI's taxonomy places the organism in Eukaryota, Viridiplantae, Streptophyta, Magnoliopsida, Ericales, Balsaminaceae. Gene Ontology annotation, biological process: negative regulation of transcription by RNA polymerase II. The transcript has a single exon. Bases 1 to 1161 code for a protein of 386 amino acids.
AUGAAGAGGCCGUCCAGAGACGUUUAUACAGAAAGAAGAGAGGAACGAACAACAUAUGAUGGAGUUUUAUAUCUCGGGGAUGUCAAGUUCACGUUUCAAGAUAAUAAAGCAAUAUACGAACAGUUUCUUGAUGUCAUGACUGAUUUCAAGACUCAGAGAACUAACAGAACUGCCGUUAUGGCCAGAGUCAAAGAUUUGUUUACAGGACAUCGCCACCUUAUUCUAGGGUUUAAUACAUUCUUGCCCAGAGGAUGUCAGAUCACUCUCCCACCCGAGGAGGAGGAAGAAGAAGCUUGUGAAGAAGAGCAGGGAAGGCGUAGUCAAAGAUUAAAGAUGAAAAGGGAGGAAAGAGGCUGGAGGGAUCAUUGUGAUGAUGACACACAUUUUGAGCAAGGUCAAACUUCUUCUUUCGCAAAUCAACCUAGGAGGAGGAGGAUCAUGAGAGAAAACACAGAUAAUUCUGGAACACGCAAGGGUUCAUCAUCAUCUUCUAUUCACAUCAAUGAACCUGAUGAUUAUAAGGACACAUGCAGAAAUGUUGAAAAUAGAGAAAGGGAUCAAUCUGACAAUAAAGAUGUAACCGGCCAAAAGAUAUCGUUGUACAACAAUGAUAUGUAUAUAGGAAAGCCCAUUCAUGACCUAGAUCUUUCCAACUGUGAGAAUGUCACUCCAAGUUACCGUCUUCUUCCUAAGGAUUACCCAAUUCCUUUGUGUAGUUAUAGGACAGAAAUUGGUAAUGAAGUACUCAAUGAUCAUUGGGUAUCUGUUUCUUCAGGACGUGAUGAUUAUUCUUCCAAGGACAUGUGUCAAGAUCCGUAUGAAGAAAUCUUGUUUCAAUGUGAAGAUGAUAGAUAUGAAAUGGAUUUAUUAAUGGAGUCUGUGAAUGCCACAAUUUUGCUUGUUGAGGAUCUUUUGGAGAAAAUAAAUAACAAUGCCAUUGCGGCAGAUUGUCUUAUAGAGCAAUUUACAGCUCUGAAUCUAGGGUGCAUUGAACGAAUAUAUGGCGUCCAUGGUCUUGAUUUCAUUGAUGUAUUGAAGAAGAACGCACCUCAUGCUUUACCGGUUCUAUUAAGACGCUUGAAGCAGAAACAAGAAGAGUGGACUAGAUGCCGUGUUGAAUUUAACAAGGUUUGGGCUGAAAGUUUUGCUAAGAAUUAUUAA